AUGAACGAAUUCGAUCUGCUGCGCAACGUCACCAUCGGUCAAUAUAUCCCAACCGGAUCGUGGAUUCAUCGGCUGGAUCCGCGGGCAAAGCUGGUGGCGGCAACCUUCAUCAUCUUGGCAACCACAUUCGCCAGCUCUAUGCUUCAGGUCAUCAUUGCCAACGUGGUGAUAUUGCUGAUCUGCUUUGCCUCAAAAGUGCCGUUCGGUUAUCUGUUGCGCGGUCUGCGACUUGCCCUGCCCAUCCUGAUUCUGAUCUUUGUGCUGCAAAUUGUCUUUCGCGGGUGGGAUGAGCCAGCCGGACGCAUCUAUUUUGAGUGGGGUUGGAUUCGGUUGACGCGCUUUAGUCUGCAGCUGAUGGCGGUCGGCAUUUUACGCGUGGUCGGUCUUCUCUUUAUCGCCAGCCUGAUCACCAUGACAAGCACGACCACCGAGUUGACCCACGGCGUGGAAAUGCUGCUCAGUCCGUUGCGCCGCUUCAAGGUUCCUUCCCAGAGCUGCGCUAAUCCUCAGAUUGCGUUGCGUUUUGUGCAACUUGCCGAGAGUGGAGCGCAUAUGAAA
Messenger RNA from Penaeus monodon (black tiger shrimp), 558 nucleotides. Its product is annotated as energy-coupling factor transporter transmembrane protein EcfT-like. The annotation marks the transcript as partial. The transcript has a single exon. Lineage: Eukaryota; Metazoa; Arthropoda; Malacostraca; Decapoda; Penaeidae. The record is from RefSeq and is a predicted model, not a curated record.